AUGUAGAAAUAAAAGUAGGAAUUAACAUUCUCAGAAAACAAAGGACAUUCAGAUACAAAUGUUAAACUAAUGAAAAUAUUCUUGUCUUAAUAUUUGAUUUCUGUAGGAUUUAAGAAAGCACAAGAGCAUGCAAUUAAUUUGUUAACUGAUUUGCUCAUUAAAUAUAUUAAAAAGAUUGGAGUUAAAGUUAAAAGAAUUACUUAAUUGUAAGGAAGAAAUGAAACAAAUAUCUUUUAAUUGUUAUUCGAAGUUGAUACAAAUAUGAAGAUUACACUAAACAGCAUCCUUGACUACAUAGGAGAAAAUUAAAACAAAGAAGUAAUUAACAAAGAUAAUUAAGGCAAAGAAGAAAUAGCCAAACCCAAAAAGGAAAAUUACUUUAUUCGCAAUUUGAUCAAAGACAUAUUUUAAAAUGAAAGUAACAAUGACAUAGAAGAGGAUAGAGAAUUCACCAAUAUCAAAAAAACCGAGGAUACUUUUGAAGGUUUAAGAGCUGUUGAAGAUGUUAAAAAUAUUAAAUCCUUGUCUGAAUCCAGAAGUAUCAUGAAACUUAUUAAUCGCAAAUAACCAGAGCUUCCAAAGUCAAAAGAAACUGAAGAAUAAGAAGGGUAUAAAGAGUCUGAUAUAAAACUGCUUAAGGCUUAAUAAAAAAGAUAUUUUGUAUCUUAACUGUUAAGGAUUAGAAGACCUGUUGAGGAUUUGAAUAAAAAAAGAAAAUUAAAGGAGAUUUGUGAUCAAGAAGAUUAAUCUAAAAUUCCUGAUGCUGAAGAUGAGAAAGAUGGAAAUGAUGAUGGAGAAAUGUAAAUUGUUGAAAAAAGUAAAAAACCAGAAUAAAAGUAAGUUAAUACACUAAAUCCUUUUAGUAUUCCCUCUAAAAAAGUAAAAGAAAUUAAAUUAGAUGAUUUCAGUAUUUGA
Tetrahymena thermophila SB210 is the source of this 915-nucleotide messenger RNA. Its product is annotated as bromodomain associated protein. The record is from RefSeq and is a predicted model, not a curated record. NCBI's taxonomy places the organism in Eukaryota, Ciliophora, Oligohymenophorea, Hymenostomatida, Tetrahymenidae. The transcript is spliced from 7 exons. Gene Ontology annotation, molecular function: protein heterodimerization activity.